Messenger RNA from Pongo pygmaeus (Bornean orangutan), 3340 nucleotides. It is a transcript of the gene GARIN5B, whose product is annotated as golgi associated RAB2 interactor family member 5B. The record is from RefSeq and is a predicted model, not a curated record. Gene Ontology annotation, cellular component: nucleus. The transcript has 11 exons. NCBI's taxonomy places the organism in Eukaryota, Metazoa, Chordata, Mammalia, Primates, Hominidae. Bases 277 to 3111 code for a protein of 944 amino acids.
CACAGUCCCCGGAGAGUUCCUGGAAGAGGCCCCUGUGCGUCCGAUGAGGUCACAAAGCCCCUCCACCAGAGGCUCCUCCCCCAGACCCCUGCUGUCCACCCUGGCAGGGCCAUGGCAGAGGCCCGAGUCUCCCAGCCUGGGGCAUCUCCACGCUCUGUAACGCUGAGCUCCAGGCACCCGUGAAGCCCCGGGGGUCAAGGCUGGUGGACCGGGGCUGGGAGGCCUGCACGCCUGGGUUCUGGGUCCCUAAACCAGUACCCAUCCACCACAGCCACCAUGAUCUGGCUUCGAAACAGGAGGUGCCUUGAGCCGCUCCAGGGCACGCCGAAGUGGGUCCCCGUUCUGGGGGAGCUGCAAAAGACCCUCCAGAAGGGCGAGUACCUGCCCCUCCGUCCGCUGCCCAUGUUCGAGAGUAACUUUGUUCAGGUGACCCAUCAAGGGGGCCCGGUGUUCGUGAAUCACAGAACCAACCGGCUGGCCAUGGGCGUGGCCGCCUCCCUGCCAGGCCUGGUGUUGCCUGACAUCUUGCUGAUCGGCCAGCCCGCCGAGGACAGGGACUGCUCAGGCCUCGUGCUGACCAGGAUGCUCCCCCUGGACCUCGUCCACCUCUGCGUCCAUGACCUCUCUGCCUGGCGCCUGAAGCUGCGCCUGGUCUCGGGCCGUCAGUACUACCUGGCCCUGGAUGCCCCCGACAAGGAGGUGGGCUUCCUGUUCCACUGCUGGGUCCGCCUCAUCAACCUGCUUGAGGAGCCAGCUGCCACCUGGACCCCCAGGACCAUGCGCACGGCCCCCCUGGAUGUGCCGCUGGCCGAAGCGCCUGCCUCCACCUGGCACCUGCAGGACCAGCCCAUCAGCAGACAUGCAGUCAGGGCUGCUGAGCACAACUUUCCUUAUAAGACGGUGGCUGCUCAGAGACAGAGGAAGGCCAAGGCGCUCAAGCGCAGUUUCAGGUCUCAGGCUGUGGGCGACUCCGUGUCCCUCAUCUGGUCACAGCUGGAGCAUGCCGACGUCAGGAAGAAACCUGCAGAAAAGAAGUCCCACUCAGACCCCUACCCCGACAGAACUCACACCCAAAUCCGCUUGUCUGAGAAGACCAGCGUCACUAUCUGGACCAUCUUCAGCAUCAUUUCCAGCACUGCCAACCAGACACAGUCCUCCCCAAAGGCCUGCACAUCUGCAUCUGAUGAGGCCACAGGCCAGGGACAUGUGGUUGAGAGCCCGUCACACUAUGUCUCAGCUGACAGCCCUGAUUGCUUCUUCCUGGGCUCCUGCAGCUCCCUGGACCCAUGCCUGUGGCAUCAGGACAUGGAAGACCUUGUGGACUCUGAGGGCAGCACUUUGUCGUCUGCUGCCUCCGGCCUGGCUCCCUAUCCCCCAGCUGCCUGCCUCUCCACACCCUACUCUUCCAUCCCCAGGGGCAGGGAAAAGGCCGGGCCUAUGGGCUCCCACCAGGGGCCGGGGCCACCACCCUGCCAGAAGGCCCCAUCUGGCCCUGUCACAUCUUGUAAGGCACCAUUCCUCGUUGACCAGUCCCAGAAGCUCCCAGCUGUACCUGCUCCAUCCCAGAAGACCCCAGCCAUACCUGCUCCAUCCCAGAAGGCCCCAGCCAUACCUGCUCCAUCCCGGAAGGCCCCAGCCAUACCUGCUCCAUCCCGGAAGGCCCCAGCCGUACCUGCUCCAUCCCGGAAGGCCCCAGCCGUACCUGCUCCAUCCCGGAAGGCCCCAGCUGUACCUGCUCCAUCCCGGAAGGCCUCAGCUGCAUCAGCUCCAUCCCGGAAGGCCCCAGGCAUACCUGCUCCAUCCCAGAAGGCCUCAGCUGCAUCAUCUCCUCCCCGAAAGGCCUCAGCCAUACCUGCCCCACCCCAGAAUACCCCUUCCCCAUCUCAGAAGGCCCCAUCUGUACCUACCAUUCCCCAGAAGGCUGUGUCCCCCACUGCUUCAAAGAGGAAAUCUCUGCUCCUCCCUGCCCCAUCCCAGAAGGCUCUGCCAACCUCACCUACCCAAUACCAGAUGGCGCUGGGCCCGCCUGCCUCACGGGGGAAGCUCCCUGGCAAUUUUGACGUGUUGCCAACAGGAAUUCCUGGAAGAGCCGUGCUGGAGAGAAGCCAGUCUGGAGGGAAACUGGAGCCGGCGGUGACCGUGCACACCCAGGAGACAGACGUGGUGGAGAUGACAACUCAGGCUAAGUCCCCGGAGUCGCCCUUCAGCGUGACCAAGAAGGAGUCCAAGGACAUCCUGAUUAGCCAAACCGAGGAGGUGACCCUGGAGGCCUUCAGGGGCCAGGGGAAGUUGGAGGACUGGGCCCACUGGGCGAAGCUUGAAGAGAGGUCCCUGGACCUGCCUGGUGUGAGAUCCAAGGAGUUGCAGCAGCGGAAGAGAUGGGUCAAGACGAAGGAGCUGGCCGUCGAGGGCCCCUCCCGGGAGCACAGCAGGCCCUUCUCUGUGGAAGCGCUCACCCUCGCCAAGCUCACGAUCAUGGCCAACUCCAAAGAGCAGCGCUCGAAACCCGCUUUGGUCUCACUUCCCUCCUGGCUGUUGGCGACUUCGCAGGCGUCUGCCACUUCAAUGAUAGCUUCCAUGCCCUCCCGCCCAGGCCAGCUGUCCUCACUGGAGGGGAGGCCAGUGGUGGUCAGAGAGCAGCCAGAGUCGUACACCUGGGUGAAGGAGGGCAAGCGGCAAUGGGGCGAGAUGAAGGAGCCACCCUGGGACCCCGAGGGGCCACCCAAGGUGCCCUUUCGCUCCAAGCCCACCUCUGCCAGUCUGAAGAGGGAAGGAAUCUCCCAGGCGCCUAUCCCCCUGCCCACCUCACAGUGGGAGGACUUACUGCCAUCGCCCCUCUCGGAGACCCCCAUCUCAAAGAUGGAGGCCACAGCCAGGGCGUCCCAGCAGCCCAAGAGAGUGUCGCAGGAGCCUGUGAGGAUGCCAGCCCAGCAACCCCUGGCCACUGUGGGGUCGUCUUCAGAAAUUCUUUUGCCCAUGCUCUUAGAACUUGAAACUGUGAGGAACACGGCCACCAAAGCAGAGGAAAUACAGGAGGAAUCGGGCGUCUUUAACCUUCCGCCCAGCCUGCAGCACUCCCAGCACUCCGAGUGGCCGGAUGCGGGGGCUUAACCCCAGUGGGAAACUGUCCAGAGGAGCCCAGCGCUGCCAGGCCCCCAGGGUUCUGUGCGCACCGACUGUAAGAAGCGGAAUGUUGAAAGGCCGCUUGGGGGGAUUUACCCCGUCUGGUAGAUACCAGAACUAUGGAUAUGCCUUUAUAUAUUGGGGGCGGGGGGGGCGGGGGCGAGCCCGUGGAGCCGCCCAACUUCGCAGAGAUUAAAGCUUUACCCUGAGACUCGGC